Molecule: messenger RNA, 1269 nt
Organism: Hemisphaericaspora subhashii
Lineage: Eukaryota; Fungi; Ascomycota; Pichiomycetes; Serinales; Debaryomycetaceae
Gene: GDI1
Product: Gdi1p
Exons: 1
Coding region: 1-1269 (422 amino acids)
Biological process (GO): small GTPase-mediated signal transduction; vesicle-mediated transport; protein transport
Cellular component (GO): cytoplasm
Molecular function (GO): Rab GDP-dissociation inhibitor activity
Source: RefSeq, a predicted model, not a curated record
AUGGAUGAAAAUUAUGAUGUUAUUGUUUUAGGUACUGGUUUAACUGAAUGUGUUUUAUCAGGUAUCUUAUCAGUUGAAGGUAAAAAAGUAUUACAUAUAGAUCGUCAAGACUUCUAUGGUGGUGAAUCUGCUUCAUUAAACUUUUCUCAAUUAUAUUCAAAAUUCAAACCUUCUGCUCAAAAGCCGGAAUUAAAGGGUAGAGAUAGAGAUUGGUGUGUUGAUUUAAUUCCUAAAUUCUUAAUGGCAAAUGGUGAAUUAACCAAUAUUUUAGUUCAUACUGACGUCACUCGUUAUAUUGAAUUUAAACUCAUUGCUGGAAGUUAUGUUUAUAGAAAUGGUCGUAUUGCUAAAGUUCCUGCUAAUGAAAUGGAAGCUGUUAGAUCUUCAUUAAUGGGUAUUUUUGAAAAGAGAAGAAUGAAACGUUUCUUAGAAUUUAUUCAAAAUUAUGAUGAGGAUGUUGUUUCAACUCAUCAAGGGUUUGAUUUAGAUAAAAAUACCAUGAAUGAAAUAUAUACUUAUUUUGGUUUAGAAAAUGGCACUAAAGAUUUCAUUGGUCAUGCCAUGGCUCUUUGGCAUACGGAUGAUUAUUUGAAUGAAGUUGCACGUCCAACUUAUGAGAGAAUUAUCUUGUAUGUUCAAUCGGUUGCUAAAUAUGGAAAAUCUCCUUAUAUUUAUCCAUUGUAUGGAUUAGGUGAAUUACCACAAGGUUUUGCUAGAUUAUCAGCAAUUUAUGGUGGUACUUAUAUGUUAGAUACUCCAAUUGAUGAAGUUUUAUACGAAGGCGAAGGAGAAGAUAAGAAAUUUGCUGGUGUUAAAACUAAAGAAGGUACCGCCAGAGCACCAAUUGUAAUUGCUGACCCAACCUAUUUCCCAGAUCAAGUUAAGAAAGUUGGAGAAAAAGUUAUUAGAGCAAUUUGUAUUAUGGAUCAUCCAGUUCCAGGUAUUGAUUUAGAUUCUUUACAAUUAAUCAUUCCACAAAAUCAAGUUGGUAGAAAACAUGAUAUUUAUGUUGCUGUUUUAUCUGAUGUUCAUUGUGUUGUUCCAAAGGGUUAUUAUCUUGCAAUUGUUUCUACUAUCAUUGAAACUGAUACUCCACAUAUUGAAUUAGAACCUGCACUUAAAUUAUUGGGUCCUAGAAUAGAUACUCUUAUGGGAAUUGCUGAAUUAUAUGAACCUAUAAAUGAUGGUACUAAGAGUGGUAUUUAUAUUUCCAAGAGUUAUGAUGCAUCAUCUCAUUUUGAAUCUACUACUGAUGUACAAUUUCUAUAG